Molecule: messenger RNA, 975 nt
Organism: Akanthomyces muscarius
Lineage: Eukaryota; Fungi; Ascomycota; Sordariomycetes; Hypocreales; Cordycipitaceae
Exons: 2
Coding region: 1-975 (324 amino acids)
Biological process (GO): transmembrane transport
Molecular function (GO): transmembrane transporter activity
Source: RefSeq, a predicted model, not a curated record
AUGUUUGCCCCUGGCGCCGCGAAACUGGCACAGGAGUUUGGCAUUACCAGCAACAUUGUCGCAUCCUUCACUGUAUCCAUCUACCUUCUAGGCUACGUUUUUGGGCCUCUGCUCUUGUCGUCCAUGUCCGAGUUGUACGGCCGGCUCGUCAUCUACCACGUUUGUAAUGCUUUUUAUGUGGCCUUCACGAUUGGUUGUGCCCUCAGCAAAAACACCGCCAUGUUUCUCGUGUUUCGAUUUGUUUGUGGCUGCGCUGCAUCUGCUCCGAUGGUCAUCGGUGGGGGAACGAUUGCGGAUCUCUACAUCGCGAGCGAACGGGGAAAGGCCAUGGCUGUAUUCGCCCUCGGACCACUUCUCGGGCCGGUAAUUGGCCCUGUCAUUGGUGGCUUCGUGACUGAACGUCUGGGGUGGCGCUGGACUUUUUGGAUAAUUUUGGCCCUGGCUGGCAUCGUCUCCGUGACGGCGCUGGUCCUGAUGCGGGAGACAUUCGAACCUGUUCUUCUGGAACGCAAAGCCGCAUCACUGCGCAAAUCCACUGGCAAUAUGGAACUCCAGGCCAGAAGCUUCGAUAAGAACCGCACACCUACUCAACUUCUCGUGCGGGCUUCUAUGCGUCCUCUCCGGCUGCUGUUCCUUUCUCCUAUGGUUCUGCUUUUGUCCCUCUACACAGCCUUCAUGUUUGGCCUCAUCUAUCUUCUUUUUACUACAUUUCCCGGAGUUUUUGAACAAACUUACCAUUUAGCGACCGAGAUUUCCGGCCUCGCAUACCUGGGCCUUGGCAUUGGCAUGAUCAUCAGCAUUGUUCUGUUUGCUGUUUUUAGCGACAAACUUUUACAUCAGCCACGUGAGGGAACUCUAGAGCGGCCGGAGCUUCGACUGAUUCUCAUGAUGUGGUCUACACCGGUCAUCCCAUUGGCUUCUUCUGGUACGGAUGGAGCGCAGACAAGGUCACGCACUGGAUCCUUCCGAUCCUAG